Messenger RNA from Haemonchus placei, 558 nucleotides. Lineage: Eukaryota; Metazoa; Nematoda; Chromadorea; Rhabditida; Trichostrongylidae. The record is from the annotation of a GenBank genome assembly.
AUCCAAUUCAUCCAACUGUGCAAAACGUUGCAUGAUAUGCUGAUUGCGGAAAAAGAAAAUCAACAAUUAUGUGCAUUAUUGCCAGAAGUUGUCACUCUGCUUUUCCAACUUGGCGAAACCCAACGUGAAUUGCAAGCUACACUAGAAGCUGAAUUAGCCGAUGCCAUGAAGGAGGACGAGGUUUCUGAAGCUCCGACAGCUGAAUCAAAGCCAGAAGACGAGGAUUUGGAAGUGGCCGAGGACCUUGACACAGCGCAGCGUCGGCGAAUUGCUGAAACUCGAACAGGAAUGGGUGAAAACGAGUGGAGGGUCAAUUUCGAACAAAUCCUUGCCACCGUACUCAGUGAAGCACCCUUGGCCAACUACUUCGAGACGAAAUACUCUUUGCAAGGACUCGUUAAAAGGGUGAUUCUUAAUAUGGCUGCUUCAGGUAUCGAAAGAAUCGAUUUGCUUCGUCGUCCAGAAGCGGCUCCGAGUCGAAUGGUUCGCAGUAGUAAUCGCUUGCUGAAUAUUUAUUUUGUUUAUAUUAUACUAUUGUCUAAUCACUUCACUCGGUGA